Toxotes jaculatrix (banded archerfish) is the source of this 3069-nucleotide messenger RNA. RefSeq names its product actin-binding LIM protein 1-like. Lineage: Eukaryota; Metazoa; Chordata; Actinopteri; Toxotidae. The coding region runs from base 1 to 1827 and encodes 608 amino acids. The transcript has 20 exons. The record is from RefSeq and is a predicted model, not a curated record. Gene Ontology annotation, molecular function: actin filament binding. Gene Ontology annotation, cellular component: actin cytoskeleton; stress fiber. Gene Ontology annotation, biological process: cilium assembly; cytoskeleton organization; lamellipodium assembly.
AUGUCACUGAUUCACUUAUUCCUUCUGCUCGCUGUAGCGCUGCAUGCUCAGGAUGGCUGCCACCCGUGUCCUCCUGCAGGGAAGCAGGUCAUCCAGUGCUUCAGAUGUAUGGAGCAAUGCAAAGGAGAGGUGCUGCGAGUCCAGAACAAUCACUUCCACAUAAAGUGUUUCACCUGUAAGGUGUGUGGAUGCGACUUGGCUCAGAGUGGCUUCUUCGUGAAGAAUGGUGACUACCUCUGCCCGCUGGACUUCCAGAGGCUUCACGGCACACUCUGCAACAACUGCGGGGAAUUUGUGGAGGGAGAGGUGGUCACGGUCUUGGGGAAGACCUAUCAUCCAGCCUGCUUUGUGUGCACCAUUUGCAAGCACCCCUUUCCUGCUGGAGACUGCGUCACCUUCAGUGGAAAAGACUGCCUCUGUCAGCGCUGCAUGCAACCAGCAUCUCCCACUCCCAAUGAUAUCAACUAUUCUAGUAACUGUACUGGCUGUGGUAGAGACAUCAAGAAUGGCCAGGCUCUGUUAGCCUUGGGUGGUCAGUGGCACCUCGGCUGCUUCAAGUGCAAAGCCUGCAGGAAAGUGCUGAGCGGAGAAUACAUCAGCAAAGAUGGUGUCCCCUACUGUGAGAGAGACUACCAGAUAAAGUUUGGUGUACAGUGUGAGGCAUGUCAGAAGUUUAUAACAGGAAAAGUCCUCGAGGCUGGGGACAAACAUUAUCACCCGAGUUGUGCGAGAUGCAGCCGAUGUGACAAAAUGUUUGCAGAAGGAGAAGAAAUGUAUCUGCAAGGAUCCACAGUCUGGCACCCAGACUGCAGAGACAACAACAGAACUGAGGACAGUAACAGGGUCAGCAGACCAAAAACACCUUGUCUCGAUUACUUUUUCCCCCCACAUGAACUGAAGCCCACCAGAUCCUCAUCUGAAAGCUCCUGUUCCAGGCCCGGCUCGUGCACUCCAGGGAGUCCUGGUCGAACCAUCUGUGCAAAAGUAGAUAAUGAGAUCAUUGAUUACCGAGACUUAGCAGCAAUUCCCAGAGUCAAGGCUAUAUAUGAUAUAGAGCAUCCUGAUAUGAUAUCCUAUAAGUCUGUGAGCGACAACUCCUCUGCUUUGGACAACAAAGGCAACAGACAAGACAGACAAAACCCUGCAGAGUCAACAGGAAAUGUAUCUGAAACCACAGAGGAGAGUUUUGAAAUAAGGAAAUCCUUACCAAAAUCUACAAGCCAUGGAUCUUUCGGAGUUCAUGCAGUGUACAACCGUCACAGCUACACUCCAACUAUGUCCAGAGCACCACAGCACUUCCACAGGCCAGGGUUGAUGCUUUCUCCCUCUUUAUUCUCUGGCAACAAUGACACCUGCUCCACUUCCCCUUUAUGCCACCUCUUUCUCCCUCACACCAAAGACGAAGGCUUCCACAUGUACAAGAGGCCUCCAAUUUAUAAACAGCAAGAUCCAAAAUCCCAAACGUCCUCUUUGCCUGGAUACGGUCGCAAUGGCCUCCAUCCACCACAAUCAGCUGAUUUCUCCCACUACAACGAAGCCAGAUACAGAGAUUUUAAGCUCACCCAUGAUGGUCAACAUGCAUUAACAAGAAUGGAAAGAGGAAUGUCUAUGCCUAAUUUGUUGGAACCAAAAGUCUACCCAUAUGAAAUGCUCAUAGUUACUAGUACAGGACGAGUGAAGCUUCCGAAAGAUGUUGACAGAACAAGACUUGAGCGCCACCUUUCCCCAGAUUCAUUCUUUGAGAUCUUUGGCAUGGAGAUUCAAGAAUUUGACAGACUUCCACUCUGGAAACGUAAUGACAUGAAGAAGAAAGCAAAUCUCUUCUAGAUGCUGCCUGGUGCGUGUUUUGAGUCAUUGUUAAUAUGCAGUACAUGUCAAGUUCUGAUGAACCUUUUUGUUUAUUUCUUUGCAUUUGGCACAAAAGUUAGAAAUCUUUGGCCCAAGAACAGCACAAAUUACUACUUUACAGGGCCACAACACUGUGUUUUCCUCUGUAGGGUAUUGUAAUGAAUAAUGCUUAAAGUUGUAAUGCCUCGAAGCAUAUAUGAACAUGAGAACUCAACUCAACUAAACUCUUGGCUUCAGUAAUAGAUAGCCAUUAUUUGUCUUUCCUAUGUCAGCCCUGUCUCUCCAGGAAUUACGUUCAUAUUGGACGAUUCAGCUGAAUAUAAUUUAUGCCCAUUCAUCAAAAAGGGAGCAGGUUGUGUUUAAGUAGCUUGGCAAAAGUAUGGAGAAAAGUAAAAAAAGUAAGGUUUUACAUAAUUUUUCAAGCAGAUAGUUGAAGCCAAAGCUGUUAGCAUGUCCUCACUGUACUGAUGAUGGCGCCAGAUCACUGAAAUGCUCACUCAGUGAAUCGCUUUGGAAUAGUUUUGCAAAACCUUGGAUUAAGUUCAAUGGCAAAGUUUUUGAGGACAACUAAUGUUUUAGCUAUUGGUAAAACAUCUGCAAAUGGCAACUAGAAGAUGAUGGGCAAGGUAUGGUUCAGGUAAGGCCCCAAAACAUUUACAGCACAAACAUAGUAUAACUGAAACAUUUUCAUUGGUGUGCUUUUCUGCUUGCCUUCUAAAAAAUAGAGAAUUACUGACUUUAUAACACAGAGCUUGGGAAUGUUUAGGUAUUUCUGGUGUUUAAAGUCAGUCACUUACAUAUCUGAAAUGUUUUUAAGUUGGUUGAAUAUAGUUUUCCCAAUCUUAAAGCCUUUGUCGAUCACUAGUGCUACCCCUUUAUCAAUAAUGCUUCCCAUGAUUCCCAUGACCUCUCCAUACAGGCUGACACAAGAUUCCCUCAGGAACUGGAUGCAUUUCACCCAUGUUUCUCACUGCUAUUGAUUUGUGAUAUUAUAUUUUUGUUACUCUGUUGAUACUUAUUUUGUUGUCUCUUGGUUACACAAACAUGUUUAAGCACAAAACUGAAUAGAGAAAAUAUGUGGGAACUGUUUUUCUGUGUCAAUAGACUGUUAAAUUAAUAACUGAGAUGAUUUAACACAUUUAUUUUUGUUUAAUGUUUCACCCCGACCUGACUGUGGCAAACCGUAUGUGUUACCUUGACAUCGCUGUUGUUAAGCGUCCA